Molecule: messenger RNA, 1503 nt
Organism: Strongylocentrotus purpuratus (purple sea urchin)
Lineage: Eukaryota; Metazoa; Echinodermata; Echinoidea; Camarodonta; Strongylocentrotidae
Gene: itfg2
Product: KICSTOR complex protein ITFG2-like
Exons: 14
Coding region: 65-1465 (466 amino acids)
Biological process (GO): regulation of TOR signaling
Cellular component (GO): KICSTOR complex
Source: RefSeq, a predicted model, not a curated record
UUGACUCGGAUCGGGUAGACUAAAAAAAGUUAGACUGUCUUUAGUUUUAGAAUCAAAGUAAAAGAUGAGGUCUGUGGUUUUUGUUGAAAAGAUAGAGCUGGAUUUCUCUGGCAACAUCUUUGCCAAUGCACUGGUUCUUGGUGAUGUGGACAAUGAUUCGCUUCAUGAACUGAUGGUUGGUAGUGUGGAUGGGGAGCUAUGGAUAUACAAAGGAGAUAACACUGUACCCUUUGCAACAGCAUCUAACCUUGGAAUGAUUGUGUGUACAGAAAUCGCAGAUGUGUGUAAUACAAAUAAGAAUGUGGCAGUUGUCCUAUGUGCGGAUGGGCUGUGUUACCUCUAUGCAAUUGACAAGCAGAGCUUUGCAGACAGGCAACCCCAAGAAGGGAAACAGGCAGAAAGUGCUCCCAAUACCUCUGACGGCCAAGGCGCUGAAGAAACUCCCCAAGAAACAAGAAAACCUUUGGCCCUAACUCCAUUCCACACCCAGCACCUACCUGCCAAUUCUAAAGUUGUGCUGGUGGCAGACAUCGAUAACGAUGGGCAGCUAGAGCUAGUAAUCGGAUACACUGAUAGAGUAGUCCAAGCGUACAGAUGGCAAGACAAGACAAUGCUUCCAGAAGAGGCUGAAGGUUCAGGAGAAAAGGGGUUUGUGCUUCUUCAAAGAUGGAAUGUUGAUGGUCAGGUGGGUUCUCUUUCAUUGAGUAAGGACACAGAUGGCUCCCCCAUGCUUGUAGUCUCACAACCAGGCUGUAACUACGCUGAGCUCAAAUGCAGUUGGGUCAUGCAGCAAGGGGCUGAAGAUGACAACCCAGAAGAUCAAAGUUGCAGUGCUAUAAGCAAGGAUCCCUAUGUCAGUAUGCAUCUCAUCACUUUUCUCAGGGCCAGACAUGCAGAUGUGUCCACAGAAAUCGUUGCUGGUUUAUCAAAAGGAGAGAAAGAAGGAGGGGAAGAUAUCGAGCCAGAACCAGACAGAAUAGCAAUGUGUACUCUAGAUGGAACUCUGAUGUUAAUUGAAAAGGAUAAGAGUCUGUGGUCAAGACUUGUUGACCAUCAGUUGUUUGCAUUGACCAAGCUGGACAUUAUGUGUGACGGUUGGGAUGAGGUGGUAGCCUGUGCAUGGGACGGUCAGACAUACAUCAUUGACCAUACACAGCAGUCUAUCCGAUUCCAUCUCAAAGAGAAUGUCUGUGCUUUCACCGCAGGUCUUUACAGCACCAACGGAAAGAACACGCCAUGCCUUGUCUACGCCACGUUUAACAACAAGAUCUAUAUCUACUGGAAUGUUCAGCUACCCAGGAUACGCUCGGCCAAUCUCAUCCAUGUCGCAUCCGCAAACGAGGAGCUUCAGGAAAGAUUAGACAAGUUAGGAAUAAAAUCAGAGGAUGAAAAGAGAGAGCUCUUCAAACGGCUGAUCUACGGAGGAUCCAAGAAAUCAAUGGACAAGACAGAAGGUAUCAGCUAGGGAGCUACUCGCAGUACAAAGCAACAGACUGAUUGGAC